AUGAAAAAGAAACGCACCACCGUGAAAGAGAAACACACCGCCGUGGAAGAGAAAAAGGUACCUGUCUCUAAGGGCUUCCGUACGCUUCUUUUCACCAUCAAUUGGUCCAUAACGGAGCCACCUGGAGAUUGUCAAGAGAUCUUGGAUGCUGGUCAGAACACUAGCGGUGUGUAUACCAUCCAGCACGCAUGCCAGAAUAUGCAGGUCUACUGCCGCAUGGAACCGGAGUCGGGGAAAGGAUACAUAGUUUUUCAGAGACGCCUGGACGGCUCGGUGAGCUUCAAUCGAACCUGGCAGGAGUACUUCGAGGGAUUCGGGAAUCUGACCGGAGAGUUCUGGCUGGGCAACCAGAAGCUGCAUAGUCUGACUCAUAACUUGGGAUGGGAGCUGGUCAUUACUCUGAGGGCGUUCGAUGGGGAUGAAGCCCGUGUUCGUUAUAGGUACUUCAAGAUGCAGCUAUCAUCUGAGCGCAAGUACCAGCUCUCUGUUGGUGGCUUUAAUGCGGAGAGUGGAGAUGCAGGUGAUUCACUCCACGGUCAUAAUUUUUGGUACUUCUCAACUUCAGACAAAGACUAUGACCUCGACGGGGAAAACUGCGCUGAGAAAUUCCACGGAGGCUGGUGGUACAGCUACUGCGGUAGCGACAACUUCAAGAGCAACCUGAACGGCUUGUACUACAACAACGCAACAGUUGGUGAUUACAUGGGGAUACAGUGGGUUACAUGGAAGGGUAAACAGGUCUCUCUGAAAGGGUGUGAAAUGAUGGCACGACCCGAAUGGAUAACCCCGACACUCAAGGACGACCCCAAGAUAAUCCAGACAACGUCAGAAAUUAAAGAUUGUCAAAACUACCUGAGCAGUCCGCCAAGAGUGCCAAGAUCAUCAUAA
Molecule: messenger RNA, 888 nt
Organism: Patiria miniata (bat star)
Lineage: Eukaryota; Metazoa; Echinodermata; Asteroidea; Valvatida; Asterinidae
Product: ficolin-1-like
Exons: 5
Coding region: 1-888 (295 amino acids)
Source: RefSeq, a predicted model, not a curated record